Aspergillus pseudoviridinutans is the source of this 441-nucleotide messenger RNA. RefSeq lists its product as uncharacterized. The transcript has a single exon. Gene Ontology annotation, molecular function: catalytic activity. NCBI's taxonomy places the organism in Eukaryota, Fungi, Ascomycota, Eurotiomycetes, Eurotiales, Aspergillaceae. The record is from RefSeq and is a predicted model, not a curated record. Bases 1 to 441 code for a protein of 146 amino acids. Gene Ontology annotation, biological process: nucleoside metabolic process.
AUGCUUUUCACCCUCCCGAAUAUCCGCGUUGGGCUUCUUGUUGGUAUUGGCCCCGGCAUUCCAGACGUCGACGACGAUCCUGAUAUCUGUCUGGGUGAUAUCGUUGUCGGCAGCAGCUCCAAAAUUGGAGGUGUCAUCGUCUAUGAUUUCGGAAAAGAACUGUCGGACGGCUCUUUUGAAAGCCUUUCAGUUCUGAAUCGCCCUCCACGAUCCUUGGGCUCCGCUCUUACAAUGCUUCAGACUCAGCAUGCAAUGAAUGGAAACCAAGUGAUGCGCUUUGUGGAUCAAAUACUGGAAAGUACCCCAGCAUGCGGGACAACGGGUACACUCAUCCUGGCUUAUCAUCUGAUCGACUCUUUCUGUCUAGCUAUCAUCAUGCUGGUGGGAAAACUUGCAAAAGAUGCGAAGCAUCUCAGCAAGUUGAUCGAGAGCCCCGACUGA